This is a messenger RNA of Durusdinium trenchii, 951 nucleotides long. NCBI's taxonomy places the organism in Eukaryota, Dinophyceae, Suessiales, Symbiodiniaceae. The record is from the annotation of a GenBank genome assembly.
GUGGAUCCACCUCCCAAACUGAUCAAGACUCGGGUGGUGGAGAAAGUUUCCACAGCUUUAGCAGCUGGCUGGGCUCCAAGAGUUGUUCCACAGACUCCUGCAAACCAUGGAUUGCCAACCAUGCAUUGCUCGAUCAUUCGUGGAAGUAGGCUCAAACUGGAUCCUGAAACCACUGGAUCCUCAAAUGGCAAUGGUGCUUGCAUUGGUCCUGGUGCAGUUCCUCCUCUGGGCUUCAGGACGCGGUGAGGACCUUCAGAACAGCGUGAGCUGUUCGGAGGCGGAGGAUGAGGGUCUCGAGAUGCGACAACUUCGCGUCGACCGGCGCCACACGACCCCGUUUGGUGACGAACUGGACGCUUCGGCGCGCUGUUGCCUUUGCAGCUCGGGUUUGGUGACCUGGUCCACGGAUGGAUGCCGAGCCUGUCAGGACGAGGUACAGAAGAUUGCCAGCGUCAGCCCAUUGUGCAAGACAGACAGUCCCAACUUCAAGGGGAGCUCAGCUUGUCAAAGCGAAUGCCACACCCUGCUGAUGGAGCCUGGAAUUUUUGCCCAAGAAGAGGCUGACGAGCACGACGAGGUGGUUGCAGAUGAAGGUGACGACGAAGUUCUGGAGAUGCCCCAUGAAUGGGGAUUCGGCGGUACAACCGAAAAUGCAAGAGCGGCAGCGUAGCUUGGUCGGCAAGCGGGGCCGCUGUUCUCCUUGCCGAGGCUAUGUUGAGAAGACAACCAGUGUGUCUGAAGAGUGCAAAAAGACAAGUCCGAAAUUCAUGGGCAACAAGUAUUGUGCCAAAGCGUGCCGAUCAAAUUUUCAAAGUAGCUGGUCUUGGGUUCAGGCGAACGCGAAGAUCUUCUGAAGAGGGGCGCUUGUUGAUGCGCAGAGAAACCCCGCUGGUGACUUGUCCAAGCUUCACCGUUCAGAAGCAACGGUGCAGUUGAUCUCUUUCAGACCAA